Thlaspi arvense is the source of this 1029-nucleotide messenger RNA. The record is from the annotation of a GenBank genome assembly. Lineage: Eukaryota; Viridiplantae; Streptophyta; Magnoliopsida; Brassicales; Brassicaceae.
AUGGAAGAAGAGCUGAGAAAUUUCAUUAAGGUUUGGAUCUCUGCCUUAAUCUCCAUAUCCUACUGUUACUACAUCUCUUCAAAAAUCUCCAAAGGUUUUCUUCGUCUCCUCUCUCUUCUUCCCAUUUUCAUCAUCUUUCUUCUUAUUCCCCUCUUCGUCUCUUCUGUCCACUUCUGCGUCAUCUCAACUUUUUUCCUCUCAUGGCUCGCAAACUUCAAGCUCCUUCUCUUCGCUUUUGAUCAAGGACCUUUAACCCCACUUCCUUCAAAUCUCUCCCGUUUCUUCUGCUUCGCUUCUUUCCCCAUCAAAACCAAUCAAAACCCUUCUUCAAAUCGAGUCUCCCACAAACCUAUGCCUAAAUGGGUUCUUGCUUGCAAAAUUAUGGUUUUUUCCUUCUUACUACGUCUCUACGGUAACAAUUAUCAUAACAGCUUACCUCGGUCCGCUUACUUGUUUAUCUUCACCAUCCAUAUCUACCUUGAGUCAGAAUUUAUCUUAGCCUCUGUCGGUGCCUUGCUCUCUACGCUUCUUAGUUGUGAAAUCGAACCGGUCUUCAAUGAUCCUUACCUAGCUACUUCUUUACAAGACUUCUGGAGUCGUAGAUGGAACCUCAUGGUCCCAUCCAUUCUGCGUCAAACCGUUCACAUCCCGGUUCAGCGAUUUACUGCCCCGUUCAUCGGUAAGCAGGCCUUUUAUGCUGGAGUGCUGGCCACGUUUACUGUCUCCGGUUUAAUGCAUGAGCUGAUUUACUAUUAUAUCAUCCGUAAAUCUCCAACUUGGGAAGUCACUUGCUUCUUUAUGCUGCAUGGAGUUGUGCUUUGUGCGGAGAUGGUGGCGAAGAGGAUGCGGUUGUGUUCACCGCCGCAUCGAGCGGUCUCAAGUCUUGUGGUUUUGGCGUUUGUGAUCGUUACGGCCGGUUGGUUGUUUACCCCUCAGGUGAUGAGAAACAAUGUGGAUAAGAGAGUGAUAAGUGAAUGUUUGUUUGUUGUCGACGUUGUCAAAUCGCAAGUUGUACGCAUUUUAAUGUAA